CGGCGGCGGCGGUGGUAGCUGUAGCGGUUACUAGGCGGUCCGCGGCGGACCAUGGCCCUGGCCCAGCGUCCUUGGCCUCUCCUCACGGAGUCCACGGGCAGUGUCGCCGAGCGAGCCGACUUCCGGGAAGGAACUGACAAACGACUCAGCGGCGACCGGCGCGCUUAGCGCCCCGAACAUGCGGCAGUUCCUGCGGGCGACCCCGGGCUGCGGAGAGGCGGCGGCGGCGGCGGCGGCGGCGGCGGCGGCCGUGGUGGGAAGGAGGCGGUGGCGCCGGCGGAGGUGGCGGCGGGGACGGCCGGCGCCCAGCGCGGAUCCCUAGGGAGGCUGCUUGGCGCGGCCUGGAGCCUCGUCGACCAGGAUGCUGUCCCGAAAGAAAACCAAAAACGAAGUGUCCAAGCCUGCCGAGGUGCAGGGGAAGUAUGUGAAGAAGGAGACUUCGCCCUUGCUGCGGAAUCUCAUGCCUUCAUUCAUCCGGCAUGGUCCAACAAUUCCAAGACGAACUGAUAUCUGUCUUCCAGAUUCAAGCCCUAAUGCCUUUUCAGCUUCUGGAGAUGGAAUAGUUUCAAGAAACCAGAGUUUCCUUAGAACUCCAAUUCAAAGAACACCCCAUGAAAUAAUGAGAAGAGAAAGCAACAGAUUAUCAGCACCUUCUUAUCUUGCCAGGAGUCUAGCAGAUGUCCCUAGGGAAUAUGGCUCUUCUCAGUCAUUUUUAACAGAAGUUAAUUUUGCUGUUGAAAAUGGAGACUCUGGUUCCCGAUAUUAUUAUUCAGAUAACUAUUUUGAUGGUCAGAGAAGACGCCCACUUGGAGAUCGUACACAUGAGGACUACAGAUAUUAUGAAUACAACCACGAUCUCUUCCAAAGAAUGCCACAGAAUCAGGGGAGGCAUGCUUCAGGUAUUGGGAGAGUUGCUGCUACAUCUUUAGGAAAUUUAACUAACCAUGGCUCUGAAGAUUUACCCCUCCCUCCUGGCUGGUCUGUGGACUGGACAAUGAGAGGGAGAAAAUAUUAUAUAGAUCACAACACAAAUACAACUCAUUGGAGCCAUCCUCUUGAGCGAGAAGGACUUCCUCCAGGAUGGGAGCGAGUUGAGUCAUCAGAAUUUGGAACCUAUUACGUAGAUCACACAAAUAAGAAGGCUCAGUAUAGGCAUCCCUGUGCUCCUAGUGUACCUCGGUAUGAUCAACCUCCUCCUGUGACAUACCAGCCACAGCAAACUGAAAGAAAUCAGUCCCUUCUGGUACCUGCAAAUCCAUAUCAUACCGCAGAAAUUCCUGACUGGCUUCAGGUUUAUGCUCGAGCUCCUGUGAAAUAUGACCACAUUCUGAAGUGGGAACUGUUCCAGCUAGCUGACCUGGAUACAUACCAGGGAAUGGUCAAGUUGCUUUUCAUGAAAGAACUGGAAAAGAUUGUCAAAAUGUAUGAAGCCUACAGACAGGCUCUUCUCACAGAGUUGGAAAACCGCAAACAGAGGCAGCAGUGGUAUGCCCAGCAACAUGGCAAGAAUUUUUAAGUUAAUUUUUAAAAAAUAAAAUUUAAGUUUUAUAAGGGCUUUAAAAUAUUUUCACAGAUAAAAAACUGCAAACAAGUACUUUGGUUAAUAAAGGCAGCUUACUUUUUGGAAAUAAUAAAUUCUAAUUUUACAUGUAUUUUGUUAUUAAAAAUACUCUUAAUGAGCAAAAAAAAAAAUGAAUUUAUCAUUUUAAGAGCCAACAUGGCAAAAACUUCUAAAUGCUGAAUGUUAGGAAACUGCUUUGAAUAUUUUCAAUGGAGACAAACGCAGCAAGAAAUCUCAUAACUAGA
Molecule: messenger RNA, 1806 nt
Organism: Hipposideros armiger (great roundleaf bat)
Lineage: Eukaryota; Metazoa; Chordata; Mammalia; Chiroptera; Hipposideridae
Gene: SAV1
Product: salvador family WW domain containing protein 1
Exons: 5
Coding region: 362-1516 (384 amino acids)
Biological process (GO): positive regulation of apoptotic process; apoptotic process; hippo signaling
Cellular component (GO): cytosol
Molecular function (GO): protein binding; molecular adaptor activity
Source: RefSeq, a predicted model, not a curated record